AUGUCUGAUGCCUCCGCUAGGCUCACUGUCAAGGCAUUAGAAAGACGUGCAGAGUGGUGGUGGGGUUGUUUUGGUGCCAAGGCUGCAGCACUCAUAAUAAACGUAAUUCAGAUUGUUCGUGACCACCAGUUACGUAUACUUGUGCCUGUGGGUUUUGUCCUUGGAUGUUAUCUAGACAGAAAGACUGAUGAAAGGCUAACUGCCUUCUGGAACAAGAGUAUAUUGUUUAAGAGGGAAUUGAGAUGCAGUGAAAGAGUCACCUGGAAGUUUAGGCUGUGACUGAAUCCCAGAAUGUUCACAUUUUAAAAAUUAGGAGAGAAUUAAAAACACAUUCAUUAAAAAAAAAACAAAAAACGUGCAACUGUAAACCUGAUGGACCCUACGAGAAAAUGAGCUCCUGGUAACCUGAAGACACCUUUGGGAGGGCUUUAGGUUUCCAAGGGUCCAGGAGUUGGAGCCAAUGGUAUUUAAAUCUCAAAAAAAAAAAAAAAUGAUCUCAGCAAAAAAAUAGAUAUUAUUGUAUGGUUCUAGGAGUGAAGAAUUUCUUCUCUUUCUUUCAUCUUGAGUUACUUUCUUUUAUUUACCAACCUCUUCACUGUAUUUCAAGUUUAUUCUUUUCUUUUCUUGUCUCUCUUACUGACUAAUUUCCUCUGCCUAGUAACCUUUUGUUCUAUCCAAACCCUGGAGCCCCAAGAAGCCCUUCCCAUGUGUUUGUUCAUUUGCUGUUUUUCAGAUUCUACAUGUAAGUGAAAUCAUACCAUAUUUGUCUUUCUCUGUCUGACUUAUUUCACUUAGAUCCACUCUGCCCUGUAGAAGAGAAGUCCCUUUAAGCCUAGUGGCCAUGACUGGUUACUACCCACACUGGAGAAACAGAACUCAUACCCCACAGGAGGCCCCUAGAACAAUGACCUUCCUCCUGGCCUCCUGCCUUGUCCUUUAACUGUGAGGCUCCUCCCCAAGGACUGUUUGAGGCUCCCUUGUACUGAGGAGAUUUGUGAGCAAAUGACCUUUAACCCAGUGAGACUCUCGUCCUGCAAUCCCUGCUAAUCUUCUUAGGUGUUAAUAUUUAGCAUUACUUUGUACUACCCAAGUGCCAGGGACCGCAGCUGUCUGCAGCCUUAUCAGCAAAACCUGCUGAAAUCCUUCUCUUGCUUCUUUUCCCUGCUUGUUUGAUGGAGGUUUCUGCUCUGGCAAGGGGUCAGUAGAAGUGACACCCCUUUUUCAGUGGGAGGAACACACUUUAAAAGUCAGAGGUUUGAUGACGGGCACAGAAACUGUUUCUUGGAGUUGCUCUCUGACAAAGGAUAAUUAGUCUGUUAUUAAAGGCCUGUAAUAAAGAUACCAGUAAGGAAGGUGAUCAGUUCUCUUCCAACAUCAGAGAGUGGAUUCUGGCUUAGUAGGUCUGGGGUAGGGCCUGAGUUUCUGCACGUGUAAGAUGCUUCCAGAAGAUACUGAGCUGAUAUGCUGAUCUGGAGACCACACUUAGCAAGGAAAUGCUACUAAGUUGCAAGUAAGGUGAAGGAGAGCCUGUGGACGUAUUUCUGCAGCUCAGAGGGGCAGCAAAAAACUCUCAUUUUUUCCAGGCAUUUCCUUGUAGCAAAGAGCCUGGGCUUUUGGGACAAAGCUCUUUUCUAAUCUUUGCUUUCCACCUACUGGGUGGUCAUGGGCAAGUCACUUAGCCUCUCUGAGACUCAGUUUCCUCAUUGGUAAAACAGAGAGUGGAGGUAAUACAUGCCCUACUGAGUUGUCCAGGAGACUUUGUGACACAGUGUGUAUGAUGGCCUAGCAGAAUGCCUGGCACAUUUAGGCCCUCCGUAAAUGCGGCCAUGUCUCACUAUUGCAAGGAUGGAAUCGAGAGAACUGAACAAGAGCCUGCUGUCUUCAGCUUUAUAUUCAAGGUGUGGGCUUGGCUUUGUUUUCACAGGCCCAAAGUUAAACAGCAGUUUAGUGGGUGUGCUCCCCAUGUUCAGACAGUUUCUCUGCUUUGAUGGAUACACUUGAGUCACCCUAGGGCAAAAUGAAGUAAUGCUUUGGAAUUGUGAUGAGAAGGCCUCUUUCUUAUUAGCUGUCACACCCUCAGAUGUUAAAGCAGCUUUCAUAGACUUUUCUGUUAUUCAGUUUGUGUGACACCUUUGUCAUGGGUCUUUCUCAAGUGGCAGAAAAUGAAAAUAUCUCAUUGUUCCUAUGGGUUCAAGUCCAUUUUCUUGCCCUAUACACACAAAAAGCGUUUUCUUUGGAUACAUGUGCUCCAUUCCUAAGCCUCUGGCUUAUGCAGACUUCCUAGUUAAGCAACAAUACCGGCAAAUCCUUUAAAGUUCUGUUUGCUUGAACUUUCAAAUCACUUCAAAAUAACGACAGACUGGG
Molecule: messenger RNA, 2364 nt
Organism: Ailuropoda melanoleuca (giant panda)
Lineage: Eukaryota; Metazoa; Chordata; Mammalia; Carnivora; Ursidae
Product: NADH dehydrogenase [ubiquinone] 1 beta subcomplex subunit 1-like
Exons: 2
Coding region: 1-279 (92 amino acids)
Cellular component (GO): respiratory chain complex I; mitochondrion
Source: RefSeq, a predicted model, not a curated record